AUGUCUCGAAGUGAUCGAUCAGUAACUGCACUUCAGAUUGAAAAUUUUCUAAAGGAUAGAGAACAAAGAGAUAAAAAAAGUUCAUUCUUUGUUGAAGAAAAACCCCAAGCAAAUUGUCUAGAUGUUGAUAGUAUAAUAGCGGCAAUAGAAGCUUUACCAAUCAACUGUAUAAAGCAAGAGACAAGUGAUACUAGUAGACUUGAUGUGAUCGAAAUGGAAAUGAAAGAGAUAACAAGAAUGGUAAAACAACUUGUAGAUAAGCAAACAAUGGUUGGGCAUCCUAAUGAUAGAAAUCAAAACUUUACAAGAGAUUCAAGAUACCAGAGGCAGAGCUCCAAUAACUGA
This is a messenger RNA of Dentiscutata heterogama, 345 nucleotides long. NCBI's taxonomy places the organism in Eukaryota, Fungi, Glomeromycota, Glomeromycetes, Diversisporales, Gigasporaceae. The record is from the annotation of a GenBank genome assembly.